AUGGUGACGGUGGCAGAUGUACCGGCGACCCUUGUGUUAACAGGAUUGUGUGUCGCUCUUCUCAUCACAGGAUCAUCUGGGACCUUCUGUACCACCAGUGUGGCUUCCCUGGAUUUAGGAUGCCUCCUGCGGUGGGAUUGUCCUCAGGCCAACGCUAACACCACCACCUACACCGUCCAAACUAAGACUCAGGGAGAUCCGUGGCAGGACGUGGAGGGGUGUGUGCGGAUCUCCGCCCAGCACUGUGACGUGUCCCAGGCCUUCUCUGACUUUGAACUCUACAACAUGAUCCGCCUGGGCCUCCACCAGGGCCCUGGGAGCCCAGUCUGGACAAAACCACGCAAGUUUGACCCAAGUGAUUUCAGUCAGUAACCUACCUCUCUGCUCUUAAGACCAAUCACAUAUCUAAAAUGCUGGUUUGUUGUUCAAAUCAAAUGUCACGUAGAGAGCAUUUAUACAUCUCAUUACACUGCAGAAUUCAAAUGGAUGUGGCUAAAGCUGCUGACAUGAGUAGGUUGGUGUGAUUGAAAUGACAAAGUGCCUUCCUCCCUUCCCUUCUCCUCCUCUCCUCAGCCUUCAACAGCCCCUCCAUCUCUGUGUCUCUGUCUAGAGAGAGGCUGGUAGUGGAGGUGCACUUCCCCUGUUCUACCAACAGAGGGUGCUUUCCUCUGCAGAGCUGCUGUCCACUGUCAGAACUGAUUGACCCCUGGGUCACAGUGACCGUAUAUAACCAACAGAACCACUCUGAC
Molecule: messenger RNA, 749 nt
Organism: Oncorhynchus tshawytscha (Chinook salmon)
Lineage: Eukaryota; Metazoa; Chordata; Actinopteri; Salmoniformes; Salmonidae
Exons: 3
Coding region: 1-372 (123 amino acids)
Molecular function (GO): protein binding
Source: RefSeq, a predicted model, not a curated record